Molecule: messenger RNA, 978 nt
Organism: Rotaria sp. Silwood1
Lineage: Eukaryota; Metazoa; Rotifera; Eurotatoria; Philodinida; Philodinidae
Source: the annotation of a GenBank genome assembly
AUGGUUUUAGUGAUUAAUGGACAUGAAUAUUCAAAACAAUGUUCACUUGAAGAUUUAAAACAAUGUAAUGAUUUAAUAAAAGUUUCAUGUGAAUUAGCUUCAUCCGAUGAAUUAAAACAACCAAUACAAGAAAUAUCACAAACUAUUUAUGUUUAUCAGCGUGAAUUUGCUGUUAUAGGAAAAAAUGAUCGAAAUGGUUUUCAUUUAAUUGGAAGUGAUAAUGCAACAACAUGUCAUAUACUUGUGUUAGAUAAUCAAGUUGCUGUUGCAUUAGCACAUUUAGAUGGUGGUGAAACACGUCAGAGUAUUGAAAAUAUGUUACAAGAAUUAACUAAAUAUGCACCAGAAAAUACAGAGUAUGAUGUGUAUAUUGUUGGUGGUUUUCUUGAUGAAUCACGUCGACAAUAUUCUCGAAACUUAAGCAAUGAAAUCCUUUAUAUAUUUUCUACAAAGCCAAAUAUUACAUUUCAUUUGAAACUUGCAGCAAUAACAAUCUAUAAUGAUCAUAUAGUUGAUGAUAUUCAUUAUCCACAUAUAUAUGGUAUUUGUUUUAAUAUUAAUACAAAAAAUAUUCGUAAAAUGGUUUUUAUUGAUAAUGGACCAGGAUUUCGUUUACGUACAGUUUAUCAAACAGCUGAUAGUCAUCCUGCAUGGUGUAUUUAUUCAUCAUUGGAAGGAAAACUAACAAUUAAAAAAUUUGAUAUAGAUAGAAAUUCACUUGUACCGUAUUAUAAACAUUUACAUAAAUAUUUUUUUCAUAAUAAUCAACAAUUACUUGCAAUGACAUCAACAUCACCUGAACAAGAACGAGAUACAUUUAUAAAAAAUAUGAAAAAAACUAUUUUAUAUAUUAUAAAAUAUUAUAAAGAUAUUCCGAAAUGGUUUGAUGAACAAACACAUUCAAUUAUCUAUUAUCAUUCAAAUGAUGAAUGGAUAACGGAUAAUAAAAAAAUUAUUGAUGAUAAUGAAAUUAAAUAA